This is a messenger RNA of Nymphaea colorata (pocket water lily), 2200 nucleotides long. RefSeq lists its product as uncharacterized. The transcript is spliced from 10 exons. Lineage: Eukaryota; Viridiplantae; Streptophyta; Magnoliopsida; Nymphaeales; Nymphaeaceae. Gene Ontology annotation, biological process: glucan catabolic process. Bases 88 to 2052 code for a protein of 654 amino acids. The record is from RefSeq and is a predicted model, not a curated record. Gene Ontology annotation, molecular function: beta-glucosidase activity.
CUGCCUUCAGAUACUUUGCAGCUUUUUUGAUAAGAAAAAUUUACCCCUUGCUUUACUCUCUAUAUUCUUGUUUUGCAUUCCAAUUUCAUGAAGGCAUCUUGUUCCUUUUCUUGUGGCUUCAGUUAUAUAAGGUUCCUGAAUUAUCUAGAAAAAAGCCUUGGAAGCAUGGCAUCUUUCAGAGCCAGCAUUGUCUUUGUUCUUUUGGUAUCAGUAUACAUCUGCAUUGGGCAGGCAGAGCAUGUUAAAUACAAGGAUCCAAAAGAGCCACUUGGAGUUAGGAUCAAUGACUUGAUGAAGCGAAUGACUCUAGAAGAAAAGAUUGGACAGAUGACCCAAAUUGACCGAAGCGUUGCAUCUGCAGAUGUAAUUCAAAAGUAUUUCAUAGGCAGUUUGUUGAGUGGAGGUGGAAGCGUACCUCACCUCCAAGCCACUGCAAAAGAAUGGGUUGAUAUGGUAAAUGGGUUUCAGAAAGGAGCUAUGUCUACCCGUCUCCAGAUCCCAAUGAUUUAUGGCAUUGACGCUGUUCAUGGUCACAACAAUGUUUACAAGGCUACCAUAUUCCCCCACAAUGUUGGUCUUGGAGCUACCAGGGAUCCUGAACUUGUGAAGAGAAUUGGUGAGGCAACUGCUUUGGAAGUUAGAGCGACUGGCAUCCCUUAUGUUUUCGCACCUUGUGUUGCGGUUUGCAGGGAUCCAAGAUGGGGCCGCUGCUAUGAGAGCUACAGUGAGGAUCCUAAGGUUGUUAAAGCUAUGACAGAAAUUAUUCCUGGUUUACAGGGACAAUUACCUUCAGGUUCAAGCAAAGGAGUCCCUUUUGUCGCUGGAAAUCGCCAUGUAGCUGCCUGCGCCAAGCACUACGUGGGUGAUGGCGGCACACAUGAUGGAAUCAACGAGAAUAACACCAUUAUCAGUCGUACUGGCCUCCUCAGAAUUCACAUGGCUCCAUAUUAUGAUGCUGUUUACAAGGGGGUUUCGACUGUCAUGGUUUCUUAUUCAAGCUGGAAUGGAAAAAAAAUGCAUGCAAACCGUGAUUUAGUUACUGGUUAUCUCAAGAACCACCUCAAGUUCAGAGGAUUUGUUAUUUCAGAUUGGAUGGGCAUUGACAGGAUCACAUCUCCACCACAUGCAAAUUAUUCAUAUUCAGUUCAUGCUGGAAUUCAUGCUGGCAUUGAUAUGAUCAUGGUUCCAUAUAACUACACAGAGUUCAUUGAAGAGCUAACCCGCCAAGUUAAAAAUAAGUUGAUUCCAAUGAGCAGAAUUGAUGAUGCAGUUGGGCGGAUAUUGCGAGUCAAGUUUGUGAUGGGGCUUUUUGAGAAGCCCUAUGGUGAUUACAGUUUAGUGGACGAACUUGGCAGUCAGGUUCAUAGAGAAUUGGCAAGGGAGGCUGUUAGGAAAUCACUUGUUCUGCUUAAAAAUGGAAAGCGAGGCACCAAGCCUGUGUUGCCACUUGACAAGAAGGCCCCUAAGAUCCUUGUCGCCGGAACCCACGCCGACAACUUGGGCUACCAGUGUGGUGGAUGGACAAUCCAAUGGCAAGGUGUAUCAGGAAACAAUGAUACCAAAGGAACAACCAUUCUCAGUGCUGUGAAGUCAACGGUCAGCCCCAAGACUGAAGUUGUGUUUGAAGAGAAUCCGAGCGCAGACUUUGUGAAGGAGGGUGAAUUUUCUUAUGCCAUUGUGGCUGUUGGCGAGGCUCCUUAUGCAGAAACAUUUGGCGACAGCAUGAACUUAACCAUGCUCAGCCCUGGUCCUUCUAUUAUCCAAAGCGUUUGCAAAUCUGUGAAGUGUGCUGUGGUCAUCAUCUCAGGCAGGCCCAUUGUCAUUGAGCCGUAUGUGUCGCAGAUUGACGCCUUGGUGGCCGCAUGGUUGCCGGGAACUGAAGGCCAGGGCGUUGCAGAUGUCCUGUUUGGUGACUAUGGCUUCUCAGGCAAGCUGCCACGGACCUGGUUCAAGAGCGUUGAUCAGCUCCCCAUGAAUGUUGGUGACAAGUACUACGACCCACUUUACCCAUUUGGCUAUGGCCUGACUACAUCUCCAGCAAAUUCCAAUUAGAGAAAACAGCUUAGUUUGAAAGCAAUCAAGCCUAUAUAGAUUGCAGUCCUGUUCCGAUAUUCUUUGCAAGUGUAAUCGAACUAAUUGUAUUAUGGGAACUUCUUAAGCUAUAAUUUAUAUCGUAAUAUUAAAAGGAAGUUUGAUUUCA